Drosophila serrata is the source of this 3380-nucleotide messenger RNA. RefSeq names its product Adenosine receptor (gene AdoR). Lineage: Eukaryota; Metazoa; Arthropoda; Insecta; Diptera; Drosophilidae. Gene Ontology annotation, cellular component: plasma membrane. Gene Ontology annotation, biological process: G protein-coupled adenosine receptor signaling pathway; adenylate cyclase-activating G protein-coupled receptor signaling pathway. Gene Ontology annotation, molecular function: G protein-coupled receptor activity. The record is from RefSeq and is a predicted model, not a curated record.
AAAAAAGUGUCAAUUUAAUUAGCGUCUCGGCGGCCGAAAUAAUUUGAAGAGAUAUCGAGGCGAAACAAGUCAUUGGAACCUCGGAUUGGAUUCGCAAUUGCUACCUGUGGCUCCACCUCCUCCUCCAAUUCGCAACGAUCCUCGGCCAAUUCCAGCUAAAUACAGCACGCUGCCCAUGUGACAACAAUAAAUACACAGAGAGUGUACAGAAAGCACACAGCAAAACAGAGAAAGCGAAAGCGAAGCGGCGGAAGGGGCAACCGCAGGGCGGCGGACAUGGCGUAUACGCAAUGCGCAGCAUGUGUUAUUACUAUCGCUGCUACUGCCACGGCCACCUCGAGUCAAUUAAGAAAUUCACACGCCAACGGACACUGUAAUUGAAACCUGUAACCGUCCGUACCUCUCUUCUUCCCCACCUUUUUGCUAUUUGCUACCCUAGAAUACUCGAUCGCAGAGGGCAUCCUCUGAAGCACCUUUCGAAAAUGUCCGCCUUUCGCUAUUUCUCGAUCACGGACUUUACCUUUAAUGGACCACUGCCGCCGCUGCAUGCUGCCGCCACCACAAGUCGGGAGGCAAAGGAGUCGGACAGUCCCAGCUCUGAGCUGAAUAUACCCUACACCGUCUUCGAGGUUCUGGUGGCCAUUGUCAGCAUCAUUGGCAACGUCCUGGUGAUCAUUGUCUUCCGGAGGGAGCGGAAACUGCGAAGGCGCACCAACUACUAUAUCGUAUCGCUGGCCAUGGCCGACUUCCUGGUGGGCAGCCUGGGCAUACCCUUCGCCAUCCUGGCCUCACUGGGACUGCCGCGGAAUCUGCACGCCUGUCUCUUCACCUGCUCCCUGCUGGUAGUUCUGUGCACCAUCUCCAUCUUCUGCCUGGUGGCCGUCUCCGUGGACCGAUAUUGGGCCAUACUCUAUCCGAUGGCUUACUCGCGGAAUGUGAGGACACGCACGGCAAUUGUCAUCAUCUCGAUGUGCUGGGUGGCUGGUACAAUAGUGGGCUUCCUGCCCCUCUUCGGCUGGCAUGCCGAUGUAGGAGAUAACCAGGAGUGUCUAUUCGUUGAGGUGAUGGACUAUGAUUACCUCGUUUUUCUCUACUUUGCCACGAUCAUCACUCCGGCCUUGCUCAUGCUGGCAUUCUACACGCACAUCUAUAGGGUCAUCAUCAAGCAGGUCCGUCAGAUUGUGACCAUGAACCCUGCCUCGGAUCUCAGUCGACGCUCCUCGGCGGCGGCCGUUCAGGUGACCACACCGGGCAGAGGGGGCCAUGCGGGCACUAUGCUUCGUGUCUUAGGUGCCGCCAGAAAGCGGGAUGUUAAGGCCACCCAGAACCUGUCCAUCAUUGUGCUGUUCUUCAUGAUCUGCUGGAUACCGCUGUACACGAUCAACUGCAUCAAGGCCUUCUGUCCGCAGUGCUAUGUGCACCCAAAGCUCACGCUCUUCUGCAUUAUCCUGACGCAUCUCAAUUCGGCGGUGAAUCCUGUCCUGUAUGCCUAUCACCUCAAGGAUUUCAGGGCGGCGCUGAAGAACCUUCUGCUGCGGAUGAUGGGCGUGGACAUUGACCAACAGGCGGAGGCCAUUCACCGCUUCUCGAUGGCCAGCCAGCACCGCCUGCAGUCCAUGGACUCCAAUAUGCGCUCCACGCAGCCGCGCCUCUAUGUGGGUGAGUAUUCACCCAUCUGGUUGAGGCAGCAACAGGAGGCUCUGAAGAACUCACAGCUCCUGCCCAAGUGCGGUGUCGUCUCUCCGUGUUUUAAUAACAUCAAUCAAACGGUGGCCGCCGUGGCCUCUGUGACCACGGAAAUCGAGCGGGAGAUGUGGAACAUUGUGGAGGCCUCUAGUGGCGCCGAGCUGGGUGAGACCAGCUACGAGUUUCCCUCGCCAGCUCCCGUCUCGCAGCGCAGCAGCAGCUCCACGGCGCCACCGGCUCCUACACCUGCUCCUCCUUCUGGUCAUCCUGUGAAGCCUUCUCUUCCGUCCGCCUCGUAUGACAACCACAACUAUAGUUUUAGCCAGGAUGAGGAGGAGGACGACGACAACGAUGACGAUCUGGAAUUCGAAGAUGUCUUUGUGCCAGCCAGCUCUGUUCCAAAUCCCCAGCAGACUGGCGUCGAUCCCGUGGAGUUGCGACGCUCUUUGGCUUUGGUCAUGCGGGAGAAGCUACGCUCGGAUGACACGGAUUCUAGACUUCCUGAGAGAAAUCUGCAGGAGCUAUCCACAGAAACGGAGACUAGGGAUAGACCACUUUCCAUCCAAACCUCACCUACAAAUGGACCCCUCCCGGCCAUGCUGAGGGCCAAGCUCUUUGCGGGCAACUCCAAUAGCGCCCACUGCCUGCCGGCAGCCUCCAGUUCUGCCCCCCAGGACAGCGCAGGAGUCUUUGUCAUAGACAGCGAAGCAAAUCCUGGAGCCCAAACUGGUCACAAGCCCAAGUAUCGCAAGGGAACGGCAAUGACAAGGAGCUCCCUGAAGAAGAGCAGGUCCUGCAACUGCAAUGCCAGUGCUCCAGGAGCCAAGGGAUCCGGGGGUAAUCCCAGCGAGCAACGAGAGUCACACCACCACCAUCCACCGCCUCCACCACCGCCGGAGAACUUUUUCAGUCCUCUGCGAUCGGUGGGCAACUUCAUGCAGCAUUCCAACCUGUUCCACUUCCUGCAGCCACACGCUCCCAGGGCUGCCUCAUCAACGGCCUCCUCCUCGGCUUCCACGCCCUCACCCACACCAUCUCCGCCGCCCGUUAUCCAGGAGGAGUCGGUGCUGACCACUUCAUCGCCUUCCCUGCUGGCGACCAGAGCGGAAAGUUGACCUCCAAUUGGGGAGGGGCGGAGGUCACCAGUCGCCAGGAGGAGGAGGAGGAGAUGGGUCAGGACAAGGAAGGAUGAUGAGGAAAUACUCGCAAGUCAAAGCUUUUACGUUAAGUACUUCCCAACUCUCAUUAGCUCUGUCUCUCUGUCGGAUUAGGUAAACAGUUGUCAAAUUCCAUCGGAUCUAGAUCAAUUAGUUGGGUAGUGACAUAUACACAUAAGUAUCUGGAGAGCCAGGUAAAUAGUUGGGGAUUUUGAAAUACUUGAAAGGUAUGCUACAAAGUCAUUCACUUAUAGAUACUUCUUCAAGUCUUUACAAAUCCUUUACGCGUCCUGCAACGAUUUCCUCAGUACAUGUGUUGAGAUUAGAAGUUACGCGCAUUUAUUUUGACGUUUCUAUGGAGUAGUUAAUUAUAUUAUAUGUAAAUAAUGUUUAAUGUUGUUAGAGUACCUUAGUGCGUACUGUAUGUGCUGUUACUGUUACUGUGUGCCGUACAUAUGUUUAUGUCUGCUUAUGUAUACCUGAACGUCUGUGAAAACCAAGUUAAGCCAUGCGACAUGAAUUUCAAUUGAAGUUAAA